Messenger RNA from Ostrea edulis (European flat oyster), 4047 nucleotides. Its product is annotated as phosphatidylinositol 4-kinase type 2-alpha-like. The transcript has 9 exons. Gene Ontology annotation, cellular component: plasma membrane; trans-Golgi network; lysosomal membrane. The record is from RefSeq and is a predicted model, not a curated record. Gene Ontology annotation, molecular function: 1-phosphatidylinositol 4-kinase activity. The coding region runs from base 572 to 1819 and encodes 415 amino acids. Gene Ontology annotation, biological process: phosphatidylinositol phosphate biosynthetic process; Golgi organization; endosome organization. Lineage: Eukaryota; Metazoa; Mollusca; Bivalvia; Ostreida; Ostreidae.
AGAAAAAUGGCUUAUUAGAGUAAUCUCCCUUACAUUUCGAGGCCACGUCAAUAACGUGUGCUCGUGGUGACAUCGAUGCAAAAAAGGAAACAAGUGACAAUUUAGAUCAUCUGCACCAAGAUAGUAGAUUAAUACGGAAGUGCUACGUCAGGGAUGUACCGGAUAUAUCAGAUUCAGGAUAGAAAAACAAAUAGACUUCGUAAUUGUUACGUUGCAUGUCACCAUUUUAAACAGUGCUGCUUGUGUCACACGACUUUUUGACAGAUGACCUAAAGAUCUUGAAUUCCUUGCCCAAUCAAUGUGAAAAGAAAAACAUGUCCACGUAUCAACUGAAAGCGAAAGUAGAAAAAUUCUGCUCCCGCCGAAUCUUCUACAUCCUGUGAGUAUGCUGUUACUAUCCACCGGAACUACAUACAUGUCGUGAUGAGAGGAUAACUUACAGCCAGAGGAAACUGAUAUUAACAACAAAUAUUUAACUAUUGCACAUCUUCAUAGAUGCAAGUUGAACAUUAAACCAUCCUUUCACCACUGAUUAGUAUAUAUACAUGUUAGAGUGCUGCAGCAUUGGAAGAUGACGGACUGUGAUGAAAUUCAGAUUGUGGAAAAAGAGGAGUCUCCGCCUCACGGAGCGGUGUGUCCCACGGACAGCUUGCAGUAUGAGACGCAGUACGGAAAUUAUUUCCCUCGGGACAUGGACUAUCAGGGGAUAGUGUGGGAAUCUGAGAUGGCUAUAGCCACUGGUGUACGGCCAGAGCUCAGUGCUAAAGGGACGAGCGGCUGUUACUUUGUUAAGGAUAGGAAAGGCAAAAUCAUUGGUGUAUUUAAACCAAAGGAUGAGGAGCCUUAUGGAAUAUUGAAUCCAAAAUGGACCAAAUGGAUGCACAAAUUGUGCUGUCCCUGUUGUUUUGGGAGGAGUUGUCUGGUGCCAAAUCAAGGAUACUUAUCGGAGGCUGGGGCAAGUCUGGUGGACCGCAAACUACAGCUCAAUAUAGUACCAAAUACUAAAGUUGUAAAACUAGGAAGUGAUACUUUUAACUACAAUGCAAUAGACCGAGCUAAAUCCCGAACCAAACACAGUAUUAUGACAAAAGUCCCCGCCGUUGGUAAAAAAUUUCAUCGACUGGGUUUACCUCCCAAGACAGGGUCUUUCCAGCUGUUUGUAAAUGGUUUCAAAGAUGCAGACUUUUGGCUGAGGAAAUUUGAUAGUGAGGACUUACCUGUUUCUACGGCAACAAAACUGCAGCAUUUGUUUGAAAGACUAGUCGUUUUAGAUUAUAUAAUUAGAAACACAGAUAGGGGAAAUGACAAUUGGUUAAUCAAGUAUGAACCGGCAUCCAGUGCCCCCAAGGGAGAUAAUGAGGAUUCAGAGUGGAGCCUUGUAGAAAACCCAGAUAUAUCCAUUGCUGCCAUUGACAACGGCCUUGCCUUCCCAUUCAAACACCCAGAUGAAUGGCGAGCCUACCCAUAUCAUUGGGCUUGGUUACCUCAGGCCAAAGUUCCAUUCUCUGAUGAAAUCAAGGAACUGGUUCUACCUCAGCUGUCCGAUAUGAACUUUGUCCAGGAUGUCUGUGAUGACCUCUAUGAUUUAUUCAAGACGGACAAGGGAUUUGACAAGAGAACUUUCACCAAACAGAUGGGUGUGAUGAGAGGGCAGAUUUUGAAUUUGACACAAGCAUUAAAGGACAACAAGUCUCCCGUACAGUUGGUCCAGAUGCCAGUGGUCACUGUGGAGAGGACAAAGGAAGGUCGUGUAAGGACAGACAGUGACCAGUACACCCAGAGCUUCUCUCAUAGGGCUCCCUUCUUCUCCUGGUGCUGACCUCUAGUGUUAUAGAGCCAGUACUGCCAUCUAGUGGUGCACUGACAGUGCUGCCAUCUGGUGACUCAUCACUGAUUGACACAUUACUCCCUGUUAAUGGUAUGGUGUCAGUGCUGGGGUCAUGUGUCUUUGUGCUGACACCUAGUGUUGCAGGAACUGUGCUGCCAUCUAGCUCGUUCAGCUCCGAGCUUUGGUGCUCAUGUUAUUUUUCAUCAAGUCAUCCCAGACACAAAAGGAGCUCAACCUGCUAGGAAUGUGACCCACAACCAGGCCACCAUAUCAUCCAGUGUUCAUACACUGAAGUCAUUUAUGUUCUCUUCUGCUGAUUAGUGUCAUAGGAAUUUCUUUUGUACACCAAAAUUGUACAUGUAUUAUGAUAUAUCAAAAGUUUUAAUGAAUGAAAUGCCUUUUUUGGUGCUAUGUGUCAUACUGUAUAAUUUUAUUCUUAUAAGUUUUUGUUGAAAGGUGGUUGAUUGUUUGACUUGUAUACAUGUGUGAGCAUGAUGAGAAGAGAGAGAAUUGGGAAAAAAUUGUAAAAUGAUAAUCUCAAAUAUAUUUGUUAAAAUGACAAUGAUUUAUGCAAAUCACAGUUCUGAUAUAGUAACACAAGUUCAGCUACUAACUAGAUCAGAUCUUUAUAUUCUGAUCAAAGUUUUAUAUCUAGAUUCCUCUCUGUGUACGUUGUACUGUACGUAAAAUUCAAAUAUUUUACAUUAUUUAUUUGUUCUUCAGAAACACUGAACCAUAUUUGAUAUUUUUUAGUACAGUUCUUCAAAUUAUGGGGCAUGUUCUUUUCAGGGAAAGGUUAUUUAUCCCCCUACUCUGAGCAAAACUUAUGAGAGAAUUUUAUGUUGCCAAAGGACAAAAUAGGUUCUUAUGUAUGAGAAAAAAUCUUUUCAAGGACAAGGCUACAAUUUUUUGGAUUAGUGUGCUGAUUUCAGCUGUUGAUUAGAUUCUAGCUGGUUCAAAUCAUGGGUUCUUGUAGGACCACAGUGUUGGUAAUUAUAAAAUUUUACUUAGGACAAUGAAGAGAAGAAAACCUUAAAAGCCUUCUCUAGAACAACUAGUCGACACGUAUAACUCAAGUAUUCUCCUGUGGUGUAGUGUAGUAAAGGGUUUAAUUGUCUUAAGAUUUGUUGCUCUAGGAAUAAGGGACCCAGGCGAGCAUUUGAAUGCAAGGCCUUCUGACAGUAUUAUGCUGUUGUAUUUUUAAUUUUUUUUUUAUUAAUAUCCUGUGCAAAAUUAUCAGAAAUUAAGAUAAGAUGUGACAGUAAAUUCCUUCUUUGUAAAAAAGGACGAAAUGAGAUUUUUAUCUGCAGGAAAUUUCACUUUAAUUAUGGAGACAUGAUAUUCAUUGCUAUAUCUUUGUCAGGCAUCAGAAGUCUGUACACAGCAUAAUAUACUGAUGAUCUGUGAAUGGAGAGUAUGCGUUAUUUCAUCAUGCUUCAUAUCUACAGAUUAUAUGUGAUUCGUAUUUCAGAAAUUCUGGCCUUUACCACUGAGUAUUCUUCCAAUGGCAAUAAGUCUUUGUAUUAUUUUCAUACCCAAAUCUUGCAUCUUGAAAACAGUACCCUCAUAUAAAGAAAUCCAGAAUUCGUAAUUCAUCCUGUUGUUGUAUGAUUGAGAAUGGGAUGGUGUGUGCGUGUGACACAGAGAAAAUGAGUGAUCUGGCUCCAUAUCCAGAAACUGAGGAUAGACUCGAGUCCAAAAUAGGAUUUCACAUAAAUACCUUAUUUACAUUUUCAAUCCUGUUUAAAAUGCAGUCUCUGCAUGCAAUGUUAAAUAGACCUAUAAUUGUCAGUAUUUUAAGUAUUGGAUCAAAUUUAAAAAUUAAGACUUUAUCAAGAUAUAGGGCUCACAUGACAGAUGUAACCAGUCAACAGGGAUGCUUACCCUAACAGGGAUGCUUACCUCUCCUAGGUACCUGAUCCCACGUAUGGCGGUUUCAAUGGUUCAUGUUAGUCCUGCUCUCAAUUUUGUAUUCAAUAUUAUUUAUGAAAGAGUUCCCUUCUCGCUGUCUUACAUUUUUCACUUGAGUGUAUUCUUACUCUGUUGAGCCUGGUAAUUAAGUCACGUGUUGAAUUCCCAUCAUAAGUGUGUAUGUCGGAGUUGACAACAGCCCCAUGAUAAACACAAACAUGUUUUAUAAUCUUUGCUCAUGUCACAUUCUGUUUUGCUGAUUGCCGAUGUUGUUAAUUUAACAUUACAAUAAAUGUUGAUAAAAGGUU